ACGAUGCCGUUGUCCUUGCCGCAACUCCUUUCCCGCCUGCAUCUCUGCCCACUCUUGUGUCUUUAUCCUGUCACCGCGCUCAUCCAAUAUCUGGACCUGAGUUGAACUUUAUUCCUUUUGUAUCUGGGCAUCUGCGAGAACAAGUAUGCGGGCUCGGACUAUGUGAUCUACCGCCCCUGUCUACAUGUUGCCUCCAGCCACAUCGUGCUGGGUUUGCAAUUAGCAGUAUUUGAUCAGCACCCCUCUUGAUCAAGGGCUCUGGCCAGCACAGCCAAUCACGCGUAGGCAGGUUCGCUACCAGCGACGCGUUCGAUUAUCCCCGCUCUUUAGCAACGCGAAUUGCAAGGAAAAACAAAUUGGAAAAAAAAAAGCUUGCUGCCAGAGUUCAGGCUCGCAUCUUCUCUUCUUAUUGCGUCUGCUGGCUAUCUAGCUCUAUUUCCCACAUCGACAACAAAAAUUUAUCAUAUUGUAAAAUACUCACUUUCUUCUCGGAGCCAUGUUUUACGCCGAGGCUAUCCUGUCAAAGAAGGGUCCGCUGGCCAAAGUCUGGCUCGCCUCGCAUCUUGAGCGCAAGCUUACCAAGGCGCAGCUGCUGCAAACCAGCAUCCCGCAGUCGGCUAACGCCAUAGUUGGACAUGAGCAUGGGCCGCCGCUGGCACUGCGUCUCUCUGGCCAGCUGCUGCUCGGCGUCUCCCGCAUCUACGCGCGCAAGGCGCGUUAUCUGCUCGAAGACUGCAAUGAGGCGCUGAUCCGCAUCAAGCUGGCAUUCCGUCCUGGCGCUGCUGACAUCACAUCAGACUCAGUGGUUGCCACACACACAUCGAUUACGCUUCCCGAGGCUCUGACCGAAUUUGACAUCCUACUACCGCCAUCGUCGCGUGUGUUUGGCGACAGCGCGCUUGAGGUUGAGAUGGCUGCGGCGGCAAUGAAUACGUCCCGUAUCCAGGAUAUCACGCUGGCGGAGCAGUCGUUCGAUGUAUCGGCGGUGGCACGAGGGGUCGAGGCAAUGGAUAUGGGUGAGGAGGACCUGCUCGGCCACGACAACGACUUUAAGCUUGACCUCGAUGAGGACUUCAUUCUGUCACCUGGUCCCCAGGGCGACGCCAGCAUGCUUGAGCCUGAGAUGGGCCGUGACGCGAUGCAGGGACUCGAUGAUAGCAUGAUCCGCCCUGAGGGCCUAUCGCUGGUCGGAAAGGACGGCGAGCCGUUGCUGCCAGGAGAUAUUUCGCGCGAGGACCUCAACGGUGAUUUCAACGGUGAUUUCAACGGUGAUAUCCUGCGGUUUGGUGACGAUGGCCUAGACAUCUCGCUGGGCCCUGACUCGUCGAUGGUGCCCAGCACUCAGGAGGUUGCGCUACAGGAGGCAGAGGCUGCUGUGCUGGCAGCGGCAAACAGGGAUGCCGCCGAGCGCCAGGCCAAGCGUCGGAGACUGAACAUGUCUGACUUGGUCACCAACGAGGCCACGUCGCUGUCGCCUGACGAAAUCCGCAGCCACCUGAACGAUGCUAGUGAUAUUGUUCGUGUGCCGACGUAUCUGCCAUCCACUCGGGCGCCGCGCCUCGAUGCUCUGAGCUCUGCUGCUGUCGCGUCGCGGUUCCUUUCUGGCGCUGGUGCUUCGCCAUUUGAUUCGCUCUUUGAGCGCACAGGAAUGGAUCCGUUCGAACAGGAGGUGCCUAGCUUUGUUGGCGGCGCCGAUAUUGGUGCUGUGGAAGGCGAAGACUUUAGACUGGACGACGUCGAGGACAUGGACUUUGAUGCGGGCAUGGCCGAGGGUCUUGCCAGUGCCGCAGGCCAGCUCGACGAGCAGAAUGCUCUGCUGGGGGGAAAGUCGAUCGAGCAGCUGGAGCGCCUUGAAGAGGAGUCGUUCCUGCGUCUGGCCGACGAGCAGCAGGGUGAUGGUGUGCGUCUGUUUGCUGAGGACCUGCCGGUGCGUGAUGAGGAUCUGUCAAUGCAGGCCACUCAGCUUGAGGCUCUGGCAGCCCAAGACCACGAGGAGGAGCCUGCUGCCACGUCCAGCGCGUCGGGCGCACUGGAAUCCGGAUACAGCAAAAACACAAUCCGCGCCAUCCAUCUCAUUGACAGCGAGUGCCGCAAGGCCAAUAUCCCGAUGGCUGACAGCGUCGCUGAAAGCCAGAAGUCGCUGUCGUACCUAAAUGUGAGCAAGGGCGCGCAGCGGUCAGAUGCAGUCAAGCUCUUCUUUGAGCUGCUGGUCCUGAAGACCAAAGGCUUUGUCGAUGUCAAGCAGGAGGACCCGUUUGAGGAUAUCCUGAUUGCACCGCGCGAUAAGCUCCGGCGAGCGGCCGAUUCGGUGACUGCUGCGUCGCCAGUCUAAAUCUGGCUAAUUACACGGUGAUUUGUAUUUACCGAUUAUUUCAUCUAAUGCAGCUUGCUGUCAGCUUUUUCUUUUUCGAG
Messenger RNA from Linderina pennispora, 2412 nucleotides. RefSeq lists its product as uncharacterized. The transcript has a single exon. Gene Ontology annotation, biological process: mitotic sister chromatid cohesion; synaptonemal complex assembly; replication-born double-strand break repair via sister chromatid exchange. Gene Ontology annotation, molecular function: chromatin binding; protein binding. NCBI's taxonomy places the organism in Eukaryota, Fungi, Kickxellomycota, Kickxellomycetes, Kickxellales, Kickxellaceae. The record is from RefSeq and is a predicted model, not a curated record. Bases 497 to 2332 code for a protein of 611 amino acids. Gene Ontology annotation, cellular component: synaptonemal complex; cohesin complex.